GCUAACAACAGGGUAUAAUAAAAAACUAGUUAUAGUAUGUACACUACAUUGUUUUUUGUUUUUUUGUUUAUUUGAAGAACCUUAUAAUCUUAUAUAGGAUAUACCCUGUCUAUUAUAAAAUCCCCUUUAAAGCUAAGAAACAUUCAGGCUGUAGGCAAAAAUUAUGUUUCGUAUUAAAAAAAGAUGUAUUUAUAUUGGUCAACAUGUGUAAGAUAUUUUUAUGCAAAUAUAGUGGGCUGAGGUUUUACUUUCAUUUAAUGAGUAUGACUUGUCAGAAACAAACUAACACUUUUCUUUGAUUAUGUUUGAAAAAUUUUUAAGGGAUUAAAAUAUUUCCUAAUAAAAUAUGGAAAGCAAGUGAGUAAAGUUAGAGCAUACGUUUUCGGCUAUCAGAGACUGGAAAUUUGAAACUGAAAGAGUAUCUAGUUCAGACUCUCGGUUCUCAUGUUUUGGGUUUACGAGUUUAAGCUUGUCUCCAGCAAGCAAAAAUAACAAAAGCAAAGUGUACAUACUUGCUGUCUAUAUGUUUGCUUUUGAAAAAUCAGUCCCUACACAAUCGCAAAUUGGUGCUCGUAAAAUAAUUUGUCAAGUCCUGGUUUUGUGUUUAGAAUGGUAAUUAAAAAAGUACUGUAGGUGUAAACCAGUUGGAGACUGCAGUAUGCGCCACAAUGAAAAUUUGAUCAGAUUUUGUUGCUCUGGUGUCUCAUGUAUGUCAGCUGGUUUUAUUACAAACCCAAUAGAUGUUAUCAAAGUGCGUCUUCAAUUGGAUAACCAACUAUCUCGCAAUCCAAACAUAUUUACAAAUCGAUAUUAUAAAGGUUUUUUUCGAGGUGGACUUCUGAUUGUGAAAGAUGAAGGCAUUGCUGGACUGUACAAAGGUGUUGUGGCAUCAGUGAUGCGUGAAGGUAUAUACAGUACAAUCCGUCUUGGUGCGUAUGAACCAGUUAAAGGGUUAAUUGGAGCUUCUGAGAAACAUGCACCUUUUUGGAAGAAACUGAUUGCAGGUGCAACAACUGGUGCGAUUGGGAGUGCGAUUGCGAAUCCUACCGAUUUAGUUAAGAUUCGAAUGCAAGGACAAGGUAGAAUAAAACCAGGUGAGAAGCCGCGCUACGUUAGUACGUUAUCAGCAUUUCGCGACAUCAUCAAAAACGAAGGUGUACUUGCUUUAUGGAGAGGUGUUGGUCCCACCGUACAAAGAGCUACCAUUUUGACUGCCACACAAAUACCAUCUUACGAUCAUACCAAGUAUAUUUUAUUACAUCGAGACAUAAUGGAGGAAGGACUGAAAUUACACAUGGUGGCUUCAAUAACAGCUGGUUUUAUUACAGCCUUAGUGACUAGCCCGGUAGACGUGGUUAAAACUAGAGUUAUGAAUGAAGCUAUUGCUUCCAAAGGAGAAGUAGUAUAUCGAUCGAGUUUUUCUAGUUUACAAAAAAUCUUAAAAGCAGAGGGCGUGCUAGGACUUUAUAAAGGCUUCAUUCCGAACUGGAUGAGGAUUGGACCGCAUACGAUAAUUACGUUCUUAAUAUUCGAACGGUUAAGAAAUCUAGUCGGGCUUAAACCUAUUUAGAUUGUUUUUUUUCAGAGUUUUAGGAUAUUUUUUACAUAAUUUAUAUAGUACUGCUAUUUUUAUUAUUCAGUGUUUUGAAAGUUAAAUUAGUUGUCAGUUACAACGCUGUGAUUGGUGGGACAACGCAUUGCUUUUAAAUUGCUUAGUUGAGAUGGAUUUUUUUGUUGUUGCCAAGAUUAAUUGAAACAGUUAGUUAGUACCAAUUCAAGCACCUUAAGGAGAGAAAUUUCCACGAUUCAUUUUUUUGAAUAUUUUGCGAGGCUUUAAUUUAUCGGUGGGUUUUUUGCGAGGAUUAAGUUUCGCCAAUCUUUCUUCUAACAAUGUUUGAUUUAUUUUGAUUUUUUUGCGUUUUUUUUCUUUAGCUAGUACUAUGGGAGUCACGGGACUCUUACCCAAACUUUAGCAUUGAAGAUGGAGACUAUCAUCUGUUUUUUCUCUUAUAAUCUGACACAAUGAGUCAAAUGUAAAGAUACAAGAUCCAUACUAAAGUUUGUCGUGAGAAUCGUCCAUAUAAUUCUUUAGUCCUUUCUUAAUAUUGUUUGCUAAUUGCUAAAAAAAUUGGGUAUAAUUAUUUUCGCGAAUUAGUCCUUCGGAAGAUUUUUUGCAAAGAUUUGUUAUCGCGAAUUUGACAAAAAUUGGCGAAAAUUGGUCUCUUUAGCAAUUUUUCACCAGAAGGUUGUUAGUUAAGUCCAAAAUGAGUCAGGAGAAAAGAACAUAGGUUAGAUCAUUUUUAUUUAAACGGAACAUUAAACAUUUUAUAUAUUAGUUCUAUAGCCUGUAUAUAUAUAUCAUCAAAUAUUUAUCGGUUUAUUAAAAACUAUAAAAUACAUGCAAAAACAUCAAAUUAAACAAAAAAGUCUUCGAGAAGGUUCUAAUCGACAUCCAUGCCACCCUGAAAUAAGUAUGUUAGGGUUAUUGGUGUUUUCAUUUUGUGCCCCAAAAUGCAAGUUUUAGUGUUAUUUUAGCAUUUUCUUAUACGAAAUAAGUAAAAAAAUAAAAGAAAUAUUUUGAACAAUAUAUAUUUUCAGAAAGUUUAAAGAAACAUAUUUCAAGCUUCUGAUAUGUGCUGACAGCCAAAAUUUAUCUUCCAUUUUGUUCUUUUUUUGACGCACUGCACCAAAUUUGCUUCCAUUUGAAAAAGUGUGUUAGAAGUUAUGAAAGGUUGGGACUAAUUAACCCCGAGAUUUAUGUUAAAACACCCCAAAAAGAUCAGUAUAUUUAGUUAAUGGUCAGUUUUUAGUAUCUGGGCAUACUCAAUUUUAUUCUGGUUGCGACGCCUGUGUUUUGGCAGCUUUAACUAAUUUUUAAUGACGUCAGCACGCAUCAUUUUAUUGGAUUCUUAGAGUUAUGUUGCGUUUUCUAUACCUUAUUUUCUUUGUCGGUGUGAAAUCCAUAACAGUCAAAAUAUAAAUUCUGGGUGGCUAUUCUACCGAAACAAACAAAA
This is a messenger RNA of Hydractinia symbiolongicarpus, 3014 nucleotides long. Its product is annotated as mitochondrial substrate carrier family protein ucpB-like. The transcript has 4 exons. Bases 659 to 1570 code for a protein of 303 amino acids. NCBI's taxonomy places the organism in Eukaryota, Metazoa, Cnidaria, Hydrozoa, Anthoathecata, Hydractiniidae. The record is from RefSeq and is a predicted model, not a curated record.